Molecule: messenger RNA, 2910 nt
Organism: Miscanthus lutarioriparius
Lineage: Eukaryota; Viridiplantae; Streptophyta; Magnoliopsida; Poales; Poaceae
Source: the annotation of a GenBank genome assembly
AUGGCCACCAUGCCGCCGCCGCUGCCGCUGUCCCCGUCCCCGCCCCCGCCCCCACCCCCGCCCCCGCGCACCGCCUUCUCGCCUCGCUGCACCGCCCUUCAGAACCCAUCGACCUACAUGUACCACUGCCAGCUUCUCAACGGCGCGCCCCAGGGGUAUGCGUCGCCGCGCCACGCGCGCGCGCGGCCCCCUCGGGAGCGGGAGCGGGACCUCGCCGCUUCCUACGCGCGUGAGAUCGGCGCCUGCGUCCGCGAGCGGCGCUGGGGCGCAGCGUGCGAGGCGUUUGCGUCCAUGCGCACCGCGGGAGCCGCGCCAGACAGGUUCCUCCUCCCGCAGGUGCUCCGCGCUUGCGCCAGCCUUGGUGCGCCCCGCCUUGCGUCCGCCGCGCACGGGCUCGCCGCCAAGGGCGGGGCCGCGCUAGCGGGGGACCCCGUCGUCGGGAACGCGAUCGUCGCCAUGUAUGCGGCGCUGGGGAACGUGGCCUCCGCGCGCGCCGCGUUCGCGUCGCUGCCCGACCGCGACGUCGUGGCGUGGACCGCGCUCAUCAGCGCGCACGCCGACGCUGGGGAGCUGGAAGAGGCCUUCGACCUGUUUGAAGAGAUGCAAGAGAGCGGUGUUCGCCCGGACAUGAUUUCGUGGAACACGCUGGUGUCUGGAUUUGCAAGAAGUGGUGACCUCGUUGCUGCUCUGCAUCUGUUUGACGAGAUGCGGCAAAGAGGUGUCGACUCGGGAGUCAAUUCUUGGAACUGCAUCAUCUCGGGUUGUGUGCAGAAUGCACUGUAUGACGAGGCUUUGGAGGUUUUUCAGGAGAUGUGUGAGAGUGAGAGGCCUGAUGCGGUGACUGUGGCUAGUAUUCUCCCUGCUUGUGCUGGUUUGCAGGCACUAGGCAUCGGAAAGCAGCUGCAUUCUUAUGUUUUGCGGUGUGGAAUCAAGAUCAAUGUUUAUGUUGGAGCAUCUUUGAUUAGCUUGUACUCUGAGUGUGGAGAAUUUGAUGAUGCGAGAGUUGUUUUUUCCACCAUUCAGGAGAAGAAUGUCAAUGUGUGGAAUGAGUUAGUUCAAUCAUAUAUCAGAGAGGGGAGGAUGGACAAAGCUUGGGAGGCUUUUAACUUGAUGCAGGAGGAUGGAUUGGAGCCUGACAUUGUCACCUAUAACAGUUUCAUUGCUGCAUAUGCUAAAGUGGGUCAGAAUGAACAAGCAUAUGAACUGUUUUCACGCAUGGCUGAUGUCGGCUUAAAGCCUAAUGUGGUCUCAAUGAAUGCAUUAAUUUGUGGUUUGCAUCGACAUGGCCUUUACACAGAUGCACUUGAAGCUUUCAGAUACAUGCAGCGUUCCAGUGAUGGAAAAGCAAAGGGUUGGACAUUUCUUGAUAAUUGUGGCCCAAUUCAACCAACUGGCACAACCAUUACUGGUGUCCUCUCGUUAUUGGCAGACCUCAAGUUAGAUCGUCUUGGGAAGGAAGUACACUGCUAUGCUUUAAAGAAUGGUUUCACAUCAAACAUCUAUAUUUCAAGCAAACUAGUCGACCUUUAUGGUAAGACUGGUGACAUGGCGUCUGCUGCUAAUGUCUUCCAGAGAAUUGGGAACAAGAAUGUUGUCACAUGGAACAGUCUGAUGGCAGCCUACAAGCAUAAUUGGAAGCCAGAAGUAACACUGAAGCUGCUCGGUGAAAUGCUGCAGUCCAAUUUGCAUCAUUGGAAGCCAGAAGUAACACUGAAGCUGCUCGGUGAAAUGCUGCAGUCCAAUUUGCAUCCCAAUUUGGUUACAGUACACAUAGCUCUUAUGUCGUGUGGUAUGACAAUGGUAUUGGGAUAUGGUAGAGAACUGCACAGCUACAUCACAAAAUGCUGGUCUGGUGGUUACCCAGCUACUCUUGCAAGUGCUUUGAUAAAUAUGUAUGGCAAAUGUGGUAAUAUUGAGGAUGCCAGGUUGGUUUUCAAGUCCACGGUUCCAAAGGACAUAGCAGUAUGGAAUGCAAUGAUGAGUUGCUACUUGCUUCAUAGGAUGCCUAGGGAUAUUAUAGAUCUGUUCAAUUAUUUGGAACAGUCUGGUAUUCAACCAGAUCACAUUACUUUCAUUUUACUUCUUUCAGCUUGUAAGCAAGAAGAUCUCUGGGCUACUGGCGGAGUCACUGACACUUAUCCAGAGAUGCCGCUGAAACCAGAUGCAUGCCUAUGGUCUACUGUGCUUAAAGCUUGUAAGCUGCACUCAAAUCUAGAGAUUGGGGAAAAGGCAGCAAAAGCUCUUUUCGAGCUUGAACCAAAUAAUCCUUCAAACUACAUGGUGCUUUCGAAUAUAUAUGCAGACACAGGCUUGUUGGAUGCCACCGAGGCUGUGAGGGAUGCCAUGACAGAGCAAGGAUUACAUGUUGAGAGACAAUGCAGCUGGUUAUACAAUGGUACAGCUGUGCACUCUUUUGAGGCUGGAAAUUUGUCGCAUCCUGCAAUUGAUGCAAUUUUGAGUACAUGGAAACAUUUAACUAUCAGGAUGGAGCAAUCUGGGUACUCCACUGAAGAUAUUGGCCCCUGUUACAAUGUAGAAGCUGAUCCACUGUCAUGCCACCACACAGAGAAGAUUGCGGUGUGUUAUGGGCUUAUCUCCACAUAUGAUCACCAACCAAUACGCAUCUCAAAGAAUUUUAGAAUGUGCAUGGAGUGCCAUUCAUCCAUCAAGUUCAUCUCAAGGGAUAAGAACCGGGAAAUAAUCGUUUCAGAUGGUUGCACCUAUCACCAUUUUAAGGAUGUUAUGGCUGGUAUCAGCAAUCAAUGUCACCAUCUUGAAGCAUUCAACACUUCGGUGUAUGUCCAGUUUGCUCUCCUGGGAGCCAGGGCAACAGAUAUGACCAGCUUCAUUUUCAGCUUUUUUUUUGUACCACAUUUUCUUGGUGCUCUUCACUCCAAUUAUGAUAAGUGA